Messenger RNA from Cataglyphis hispanica, 2328 nucleotides. RefSeq names its product alpha-glucosidase-like. The transcript has 10 exons. Gene Ontology annotation, biological process: carbohydrate metabolic process. The record is from RefSeq and is a predicted model, not a curated record. The coding region runs from base 149 to 2080 and encodes 643 amino acids. NCBI's taxonomy places the organism in Eukaryota, Metazoa, Arthropoda, Insecta, Hymenoptera, Formicidae.
AAGACGAUGUCGUAAACGGACGUACGGAAAAAAAUAUGUGAAUAUUGAUAAAUACAUUAAUAUAAAUAAAAUAUUUAAAUUAAUUGUGAUCAAACAAACGUGCAGUUAAUCAUCUAAUAAUUAGCAAGAAAGAUUUUUAAAUUUAGCCAUGUUAGCGCUUACACGCUACGUAGCAUUGAUAAGCGCUUUAGGACUUUUCAUAAGCGUUGCGGAUAGCGAGGAGCCUGCGGAUAGAAAAUGGUGGGAAACUACAUUAGUUUAUCAGAUUUGGCCUAGAGGAUUUCAGGAUAGCGAUGGCGAUGGUGAGGGCGACUUGAAGGGUAUUAUUAAUCGACUCGAUUACCUCAAUGAUCUCGGAAUCGAGACAAUUUGGUUAAAUCCUAUUUAUCCUUCGCCAUUAAUCGAUUCAGGAUAUGAUGUUUCCAACUAUACAGACAUACAUCCCCUUUUCGGGGAUUUAAAUAUUUUCGAUAAUUUCAUACGAGAAGCACAUAAUCGAGAAUUAAGAGUCAUUCUAGACAUUAUUCCGAAUCAUUCCAGCGAUCAACACAAAUGGUUCCAAAUGUCGGCACAAAAUAUCGAGCCGUAUACUGAUUAUUACAUUUGGUCAGAUGGCAAGAUCGAUAAAAAUGGCACAAAUAUUCCACCGAAUAACUGGAUGAGUACAUACAACAAUAAUACAGAAUCUGCAUGGACGUUUCAUGAGAAGAGACAACAAUGGUAUUAUCAUAAAUUUCAUCAUUCUCAGCCGGACCUUAAUCUGAGAAACGAGAAAGUGAUCAAAGAAUUAAUGAAUAUAUUUGACUUUUGGUUGAAAAGAGAAGUCGACGGUUUCCAAAUUACUGCAGUACCGUAUUUCUUCGAGGACGAAGCCUUAAGAGACGAACCUAAAAAAGACCUUUAUACCUUUGGUCUUCCCGAAAGCACUGCUCUUCUUUAUGUAUUUCGUAAAUACAUCGAUGAUUGGGUAUCGACCCAUAAAACUACAUCAAAGUUGUUAAUCGCGGAAUCAUAUGAUAUUUCUGACGUUAAUUUAAUAGCAUAUUACGGAAGUGGCACGCACAAAGGAAUUCCACCUUUCAAUUUUAAAUUUAUAACGCUUAUUCGCAAUAGCAGCAGUGCUAAUGAUAUUAAGCGUAUCUCGGAUGAAUGGAUCAAACUUCUUCCAGAAAAUUCUAAUACCAAUUGGGUGCUUUCAAAUCAUGACAAUUCGAGAGCAGCCUCGAGAAUCGGAUUCAAUCGAGUCGACGGUCUUCACAUGCUCAGUUUGCUUUUGCCUGGACAAGCAUUUACAUAUUAUGGCGAAGAAAUAGCCAUGUUGGAUACGAAGCUAAGUUGGGACGAAACCAUCGAUCCCAUAGGAUGUGCCAGUGGCAUAAACAAAUACGAAUAUUUCUCGAGAGAUCCAAUGAGAACUCCCAUGCAAUGGAACUCCGAAAUUUCAGCUGGCUUUUCAAAAAAUAAUGCUACAUAUCUCCCGGUUUAUCAUCAUCAUGACAAUAAUGUAGGGAUGCAACAAAAUAAAAAUGAGAGUAAUUUAAAGACAUACAAAGACCUGGCUAUUUUGAGAAAGAAUCCAAUUUUUAGGAAUGGAAAUUAUGAACUUACAAGUUUAAAUCGUGAUCACGUGUUGGUGUUAAAAAGAUUCUUGAAAAAUUACCCAGACGAAUUAUACAUCGUUGUAGUUAAUCUGGGUCUGCGGCAAGAGAAGAUUAAUCUGACUUCUAUAUAUCCUAAUUUGAACAAAACUUUAGAGAUUGUUGUGGCUUCUAGCAAUGCAGUUUGCGACACAAAUAUUGUUCCACGGGAUAAUAUUGAAUUAACAGCGAAUGCCGCAUUUGUAUUAAAUGGCCAAGAAGAAAAGGAACAGACUUCAACAACUACUAUCACUAAAACAACUAGCACAACAACAAGAAACGAAUCUACUACAUCUCCCAUAAAUGAGACGACCAAUCCUACUGAAAGCACGACGAAAAAAGAAGAAAAAUCUGAUAAUGCAGCAUCAAAUUUUACACCUGUAUUUCAAAUAAUGAUAAGCGCCAUUAUAACUGUUAUAGUAUCGUACCAACUUUAUAAAUAAUGUAAGAAAGAAAUAAGAACUUGUACAAUAAAAAAUAGAAUUCUAAAUAUAUAUGUAUAUAAGGCGCUUAUCAGCUCUUGAUAAUCACAUGUACAGUGUUUCAGAUCUAGCAUUCCAGAUCACUAUCUUUCACUAAUAGAUAAUUUGAUUAAUUUAAAAUAAACAUUUUUUUAAGAUAUCAGAAAAAUAUUCUUUUUAUCAAUACAAAUAUUUUUAUAAUUAAUUCUAAAGAGUUAAAGAAAUCUUUU